AAAUAGUUAUAGCUAGUAUUUCAUUAAUAUGGAGCAUGUAGUGUUUUCUUCAAGAAAUGAUGAGUGUCAUAAUUUGAUGAAUACAAAAAACAAUGAUAUGAAUUCAAGUACUCAUGAUGAAGAUGAUGAGCUGCCUUUGUUUUUGGACUUCCCUCCACCCUUCUUUGAUGAUAUCACUACUAUACCGAUACUCGAAAACAAUUACCAUACUACCCCUCAAAACCACCUUAGCUCGUCCCCAAGUAAACCGGCUUUACACACUACUACCGCCGAUCAGACGUCGACUGAAUUGAAACAACGUACAAAGAAAAGAAGAAGUGUUGGGAAGAAAGACAGGCACAGCAAGAUAAACACGGCUCAAGGCCUAAGAGACAGAAGAAUGAGGCUGUCGCUCGAUAUAGCUCGAAAGUUUUUCGAUCUUCAAGACUUGUUAGGGUUUGAUAAAGCAAGUAAGACCAUUGAGUGGCUGUUUUGCAAGUCCAAUAAAGCUAUCAAAGAGGUUGCUGAUAAGUACUUCAUUAUUAAUCCACAACAAAUCAACAACCAUCAAAGCAAGAGUGUUUUUGAAGAGAUCGAGAGGAUGGCGGACUCACUUUUGACUAGUCAUGACAUCAAGUUAGCUGCUACGACCAAACUCGAUAGCUCAAAGGAGGAGGAAGAGAUGAAGAACAGGGAAUAUUCAAGGAAGGUGCAAAUUAUUAGUCAAAAUAAUAAUAAUAAUUUGUCUGUAAAGGAGACAAGGGAGCUGGCUCGAGCAAGGGCUAGGGGUAGAACACGCGAGAGACUAAUGAUCAAGGAACAACUAAUUGAGAAUAAUAAAUCCAAGCAAGAUUUGUUCUCAGGGGGAGAGUACCCUAAUAAUUAUAAUAAUCAUGAAAUUUAUAGAUUUGGGUUGAGGUGCUUACCAAGCCCUAAUCAUAACCACAAUGUGGAAGACCAGUUAGGGUAUACUACUUCCAAUUCAUCUAAACCGACCCAGCCAUCGAGUCUCUCCUUUGAACAACAUUCGAGUAGUACGCAUCAUCAUCAUCAGUACUUGCUUCAUCAGCAUCAGCUGCAAUCGGCGACUACUACUAAUGCUGUUAAUAAUGGUUUUAACAUUAUUAAUUAUUCAUCAGGGACAGCUAUUAAUGUGGGGGCAGCAUCCUCAACAUACUGCUCAUCCUCAUUGAUUAACAACAACGAUGACCGUCCUGCAGCUGCAGGUAAUUGGCUAAACUACUACAGCAAUAACAACAGAUUUUCUGGCGUGGCGCCUGGAGGUUGGGAGGAGGAUGCUGCAGGUACUAAUUAUUAUGCUAUGACCGACGAGAACUACUGCAACUAUGGAAUUGUGCCGAGUACUCCAGCUGCAGGUGAUAUUCUUUAUGAGGAACAAAACCCUAGUUAUUAA
Erigeron canadensis is the source of this 1393-nucleotide messenger RNA. Its product is annotated as transcription factor TCP2-like. The transcript has a single exon. Gene Ontology annotation, biological process: regulation of secondary shoot formation. Lineage: Eukaryota; Viridiplantae; Streptophyta; Magnoliopsida; Asterales; Asteraceae. Gene Ontology annotation, cellular component: nucleus. Bases 29 to 1393 code for a protein of 454 amino acids. Gene Ontology annotation, molecular function: sequence-specific DNA binding; DNA-binding transcription factor activity. The record is from RefSeq and is a predicted model, not a curated record.